AUGAGUACGUUAGAUUCAUUACCACUGUCUGAUGGUACUAGUGCUGCUAAAAGGUUCAAACCAAAUAUUCCAGAUGAAGCUGUUAUAGACUUGACUAAUGAAGAAGACGAUUUCGAAGAGAUUCUGAGUGAUACCCAGGACAGUAGUGAUGAAGACGAUGUGAUGAUUACUGGUUUUAGGGAUUUGUCUAGACCUGGUACAAGCUCGAGUGAUGGAAAUAUAAAUGGUGCUGCUGUCGCUGCUACUAGCACUCCUGGUGGACCUUCACGUUUGGUUGGAUUAUCAGGGAAUCGUUCAAAUAGUCCACAGAUGUCACUGGUAAAGCCUAAAGAUAAAGCUACUGCAGGUCCUAUACAGAAUAAUAAUCCAUAUCGUCCAACUCCACAAUCUACUACAAAUGCUCCGAAUGAUUUCUCUUCAAUACUAGCAGAUUUCCAUACCUUAACACAUGAACAAAGAAUGCAGAAGUUGAGCGCUCCAUAUAUUGCUGAGUCAACUAGGCAAUUUUUAAUUGAAAAGUUCAAUUUAAGAAGCAACACACAGUCACUGACAGCUCAACAAAGAGUUCAACAACAACUGGAUCAACAGAGGCAACAAAUACUCGCGAGACAACAACAGAACCAACAGCAGCAGCAACUACUACAACAACAGCAACAGUUGACCAUGCGAAGACCUACUCCAGUUCAACAAAAAAUUGUUAAAUGGAAUAAUAUUCCUUUCAAAAGUGUUGAAGAUGUUACAAAGAAGGAAUAUGAAUUUAAAUUAAAGUUGAAUGACAGUAAAUCACAAGAAAAUUCACAUGAAAAGGAAAAACACAGUCAUACUGAACUGAUGAAACGUGUUAUUGAAUCACUUGAAAGAUUAGAAAAAUCUGGUGUAUCCAAAACAAUUCCACAGUAUGUUGAUCUAGUAAAAUCAAGAAAAGAGUUAUCAGAGAUUAUUUCAAAAGAUGUUCAAAAAUCAAAACUACUUGAGAAGAAAGUUAAAGAUGAUACAAGAAACUUAUUAAACUUUACAAAUACCGUUAAACCACAAUUAGUUACACAUUUGAAUAAAAUCAAAAAAGAUAUGGAACAACAGCAACAACAACAACGUAUCCAACAGCAAAAUCAAUUUGGCGGUAAUGCAGCUUUAGCUAAUCUCCCAGGUGGUGUCUUUGGUGAUAUGCUGCAAAAUUUGCACCAAAAUCAAAAUCAACGCCAUUUCUUACAAAUAGAUAGUGAAGAUGAAGAUGGUGAAGAUGAUGAAUUACCUUAUCAUAUGUUUGCUAAUAGAAAUAAUCGUUUCAAUCCUCAUGGAACCUUUGGCGAUGAUAGUGAAGAUGAUGGUGGUAUCUAUAAUAAUAAUCGUCCAAAUUUAUAUACUGAAAAUGCUGAUGAUUUAAGAUCAUUCUUGGAAUCUUUUAAAACUAUUGAAGAAGAUAUCGAUGGUGAAUCAAAUACCCCAGAGUCGUUGACUGUUAACUUAAUGAAACAUCAAAGAAUGGGUCUUCAUUGGUUAGAAAUGAACGAGGAUGAUCCAAAGAAAAAGGGUGGUAUUUUAGCUGAUGCUAUGGGUCUUGGUAAGACUGUUCAAGCUAUUUCUAUAAUGUUAAGUCGUCGUUCUGAAGAUGAAAUGAGUAAAACGAAUUUGAUUGUUUGUCCAGUUGCUAUGAUGCGUCAAUGGGAAUCAGAAAUUAAUACUAAAAUUAAAGAAUCUGCAGAUUUUUCAGUUAUGGUUUAUCAUCCAAGUUCGAAUGGUAAAAGAUUCACAAAUUUUCAACAAUUAGGUAAAUAUGAUGCAGUUUUAAUUUCAUAUCAAACUUUAGCUUCUGAAAUGAAAAAGCACAUAAAAGGUUAUGAAAUUAAAGAAAUGGGUUUACCAAGAAUUAAUACUAAAAAAGAAAAUGAAAAAGGAACUUACUGGAGUCCAUUUUUCUGUCAAGAUUCAGUUUUCCAUCGUGUUAUCUUAGAUGAAGCACAUUGGAUUAAAAACAAAUUAGCUAAAAAUUCAAUUGCCUGUUGGUUAUUAAAAUCUAAGAAUAGAUGGUGUUUAACAGGUACACCAAUGCAAAAUAAUUUUGAAGAAAUUUUCCCAUUAAUUAGAUUUUUAAAUAUUAGACCAUAUUGUUUUGAAGAUAAAUUUAGAUCUGAUAUUUCAAUUCCAUUGAAAAGUAAAAAUGGGAAUUAUGAUGAAAUGGAUAGAGAAAGAUCUAUGAAAAAAUUAAGAAUCAUGAUUAAAGCUAUUUUAUUACGUCGUACUAAAGAUUCUAAAGUUGAUGGUGAACCAAUUUUGAAACUACCACCAAAAGAAGUUAUUUAUGAUGAAGUUAUUAUUGAAUCUGAUCAUGAUGAAUCUGAAUUCUAUCGUCAUUUGGAAGGUAAAUCCCAAGUUGAAGUUGAAAGAUUAAUGAAUUCAAGUAAAGGUUUUGCUAAAGGUAAUUACAGUUCAAUCUUAACAUUAUUACUUAGAUUACGUCAAGCUUGUUUACAUUCUGAAUUAGUUCGUAUUGGUGAAAGGAAACAAGGUAUUGUGUAUGACCAAGAUGGUAAUCUGAAGGCAAGUGCUACAUGGGAAAUGAUGUUUGAUUUCUGUAAAUCAUUAAAACCAGAAGUUAUUAGAAGAAUUAAUAAUCAAGAACAAGGUGGUACUAAUAGUGAUGAUGAAGAAAAUGGUGGUCGUUUCACAUGUUCAAUUUGUCUAGAUACACCACCAGAUGAAGAAUGGACCAUGUUUCAUCCUUGUGGUCAUGGGUUAUGUAAAGAAUGUGUUGGUGAUUUUUUUGAAAAAUUUCAAACUGGUGAAAAACAAGGUGUCAAAUUGGCAAGUUGUACUCAGUGUAGAAUGGAAAUUAAAGAAAAUGGUAUUUUCACUUUCAAGAUGUUUAAUGAUGUUGUCAAUAAGAAACUGAGUAAAUCAGUUAUAUCCAUUAUGCAAGAGAAAGCUAAAAAGGAUUUAGCAAAAGUUAAUGAUGAAAUUCAAGAUGAAAUUAAGAAAUUAGGAAUAUCACCAAAAUUCAAAAGAGCUUUAGAAUUAAUUGAAAAAAUAUUGAAGGAAAAACCAGAUGAAAAAAUUAUUUUGUUUUCACAAUUUACUACAUUAUUUGAUGUUUUUGAGAAAUUUUUACAAGAUAGACAAAUUAACUCAUUACGUUAUGAUGGUUCAAUGAAAGCUGAUGAAAGAAAUGAUGUUAUUAAAGAUUUUUAUAAGAUGGCAGAUAAAAGAUUAUUAUUGAUUUCUUUAAAAGCUGGUAAUGUGGGUUUAACAUUAACUUGUGCAAAUCAUGUUAUUAUAAUGGAUCCAUUUUGGAAUCCAUAUGUUGAAGAACAAGCACAAGAUAGAGCUCAUAGAAUUGGGCAAGAGAAGAAUGUUAAAGUUUAUAGAUUAUUAACAAAAGGUACAGUAGAAGAUCGUAUUAUGGAAUUACAAAAACAAAAGAAAGAAUUAGUUGAAGGUGCAUUAGAUGAACAAGGUAUGAAGAGUGCUGGUGGUUUAAGUCGUAAUGAAAUCAUGUAUCUUUUUGCCCUUAAUGACCGUCCACGUUAA
Hansenula ciferrii is the source of this 3525-nucleotide messenger RNA. It is a transcript of the gene ULS1, whose product is annotated as translocase ULS1. The transcript has a single exon. The record is from RefSeq and is a predicted model, not a curated record. Gene Ontology annotation, molecular function: ATP-dependent chromatin remodeler activity; ATP binding. The coding region runs from base 1 to 3525 and encodes 1174 amino acids. Gene Ontology annotation, cellular component: cytoplasm. Lineage: Eukaryota; Fungi; Ascomycota; Saccharomycetes; Phaffomycetales; Wickerhamomycetaceae.